Molecule: messenger RNA, 2266 nt
Organism: Xenopus tropicalis (tropical clawed frog)
Lineage: Eukaryota; Metazoa; Chordata; Amphibia; Anura; Pipidae
Exons: 2
Coding region: 824-1366 (180 amino acids)
Source: RefSeq, a predicted model, not a curated record
AGGCAAAGGCGCCCCUCACUAACUACUCUAGAGGCCGCUCCCCGUAACUCCCAAUAAAGGCAAAGGCGCCCCUCACUAACUACGCUAGAGGCCGCUCCCCAUAACUCCUAAUAAAGGCAAAGGCGUCCCUCACUAACUACACUAGAGGCCGCUCCCCGUAACUCCCUCUUUCCGCCGAUAUACUUCUGCCGUGAGAUUAUAUUUUUUGAUAAGAGCUUCUUUAGUUCCUCAUAGUCCCCAUCCAGCUCUGGUGGGAGUUCCACAAAGGCAACUGAAGCUUUGCCUUUUAAACCAGGUGUUAAAUGCCUUGCCCAGUGCUCUGGUGGAGUGAGGCUGCACCUUUAUUGUGUUAAAUAGUUUCCCCCCAGGGGGCAAAUUAAGGCUCCACCCUCUCGUUAUCCCAUGCUAAUUACCUGCCUUUGAUAAACAUGUGACUAUGCUAAUGAAGGGCGUUAGAGUACAGGAACCCAUCAGCCUUCCUUUCCAUAUUGUGGGAGGAACCUUUUCCCCCAAACAAAGGCCCCGCCCAUAGGGGGUGGGAUCCAAAAUGGGCUAAAAAGCUGCGGGAAUGAGAGCUGAGUUAGUUUGGGGAAGAGACGUGUGGGUACAGGGUACAGGGGCUCUGCAGGCUAAUGAGGAGACUCUGCCCAAGGACAGUUAUUUAUUUAAAAACAGAAGAGGCACAGAAGCCCCAGAAGCUGACAAUUCUCUGAUUCUUUGGAUAAAGACAAGAGGCCAUUAGACCGUGCAACUUCUCCAACACCAGGAAAUCCACACAUUGGAGAGAAAAAUCUGUAUCCAAUUGAAAAAAAGCUUUAGUUCAAUGAGCAUUCCCAACUCCCAGAUGGAACUUCCCUCAGUGGCACAACAUGAAUGCCCAGAAUGUGGGAAAAGAUUCUCGUACAAAAACAAACUUAUUAUUCAUUACAGAGUCCACACUGGGGAGAAACCAUUCAUGUGCACGGAAUGUGGGAAAAAGUUCAGGAGAAAGCAAGACCUUACAGAACACCAAUUAAUUCACACGGGGGAGAAACCAUUCAUGUGCACAGAAUGUGAUAAACAAUUCAAUAAAAGGAGUAACCUUCUCAGCCACCAGAGGAUUCAUACAGGGGUAAAACCAUUUGUGUGCAUGGAAUGUGGGAAAAGCUUCUCCGACAAGAGCUCCAUUCAGAAUCACCAGAGAAUUCACACAGGGGAGAAACCAUUUUCUUGCACAGAAUGUGGGAAACGUUUUACCACAAAGAGCCAGCUUAGCAGCCAUUACAUGGUUCACACAGGGGAGAAACCCUUUGCUUGUGCAGAUUGUGGGAAAAGUUUUGUUUUAAAGGGAAACCUUACCAAACACCAAACACGCAUUCAUGCCUGAGAGUAACUUUCAUGUGUACUGCAAACUACUGCAAAGUCCAACCGUCAUCCCCAUAAGGUAGAAACCAUUCACUUGCACAGAAUGGGGUUUCCCCAAUAGAAGGUUUCAUCGCCUCCCCCAGAACAUUCAUACAGGGGAAGAGAUACAGUCACUGAUUUCUCCUCCAUAUUCUCCCAUUCCAACAUUGCCUAUUGGCCAUUGGAGCUGCCAAUCAUAUCUGUAGGUACCAACCCACACACUAUGGGGUUAUUUGUAUCUAAAAUAUAUUCCUCAAUAAAUGUAAUGCAAUAUUUCAGUUGUUUAUUCCUCGUUUUAUGUUUAUUUUAGUGCUUCUUAGAGUUCGGUGCAUUCUCUAUGUGCUUAAGGGCAAUUACACCUUUCCAUGGGAAAUUUCCUAAAUGAAAAAUGUUUUUGAUGCCUUGGGAAUGUCUUGCCGAGGGCCAAGUGCAAUGAGCAUUCCCAACUCCCAGAUGGAACUUCCCUCAGUGGCAAAAAGUUGUGAAUGCCCAGAAUGUGGGAAAAGAUUCUUGAACAAAAUAAAUCGUAUUCUUCACCAGAGAGUUCACACAGGGGAGAAACCAUUCAUGUGCAGAGAAUGUGGGAAGAGUUUCAGGCAUAAACAGGCCCUUGUACAACACCAGUUAAUUCACACAGGGGAGAAAACCUAUGCCUGUACUGUGAUAAAACGACUUUAUCUCUCCUGCUAUAAUGUAACUGUGGGGCAGAUGGUAUAUCCUGUGUUUAUGUCUGUUUAAUAUUAUGUGUAGCCGCCUGAAUCCCUGUUCUCCCAAGGUAACUGACCCCUGCUGUGAGGGCAAAUAAAGCCCGGACCCUCUGUAUUCCAAUACACAUAGUUGGCCCCAACACCCCCUGUUAGAGCUGUGCCCUGUCUGGAUCCUG